Messenger RNA from Paraglomus brasilianum, 567 nucleotides. NCBI's taxonomy places the organism in Eukaryota, Fungi, Glomeromycota, Glomeromycetes, Paraglomerales, Paraglomeraceae. The record is from the annotation of a GenBank genome assembly.
AUGCUCAUACCUAACCCAACACAGUCUGGAAGGCCAAUGGUUGUUUUGGAGCUUAGGGCUACAGCUGUUGAACAUGCUGCAGGACACUUGGCGACGAGGCACUUUACUCGCGGGUGUGGAAUAUCCCAGCAGCCAGACUAUCAAUCAGAAUGGUUGACAGAGUUAUUAAGCGAUUACACAGAUCAAUACCAUGAAAGAAAACAACGAAGAGCAGCAUUCACAAAGGAUGAGGAUGCCCUGCGUGGCAAGAAUAGCAACGCAAACCUCAGAAUUAAAAGGAAACAAAAUCUAUCAGACCUUCGCGAAGGAGAAUCCAUCCCGCCCAGUCCUGGCGGGAUAGAGCUAUCCGUUGCGUACUCCCAAACCACACUACCACCCUCCUCCCACACUUCCCACCUCCCACGGAAAUCUGGAAAUAUUAUUUUGGAGUGCUCACGUCCUAUAGCUGACGUUUCAAAGUUUCUUUUGGAUUGGGUCAAUCCAGAGGCAUUAGAGAAUUUUGUAAACCGCUGGCUACGACUUCAAGCAUAUCUCAAUAAGGUUGCUAGUCAACUACGAGAUCUCUGA